This is a messenger RNA of Annulohypoxylon maeteangense, 1191 nucleotides long. RefSeq names its product Di-copper centre-containing protein. Gene Ontology annotation, molecular function: oxidoreductase activity. Bases 1 to 1191 code for a protein of 396 amino acids. The transcript has 4 exons. Lineage: Eukaryota; Fungi; Ascomycota; Sordariomycetes; Xylariales; Hypoxylaceae. The record is from RefSeq and is a predicted model, not a curated record.
AUGCAUAUUAUAUGCCUAAUUUACACAGUUUUCUUCAUCGCUUCUGCGGUUAGCCUAAUCACUCAUAAUGAGACAAGAAAGUCUCUUAUAGAGCUAGAGAACUUACUCAAAGCAGCUGGAUCCAAGCAAGCUGAUAUACUGGGUAGCAGACUCGGUGGCCCAAAGAAAAUUGGUCAAAGAUGCACCAGCGAGAACCUUAGGGUCCGCCAUCCAUGGGGGUCCCUGAGUAUGGAGGAGCGUAAGGCGUAUACUGAUGCCGUCCUCUGUCUGCAACAACUGCCGGCAAAGACGCCUGCUAGUGUAGUUCCUGGAGCUAGAUCGCGGUACGAUGAUUUUGUGGCUACCCACAUCAACCAGACAUUAAACAUUCACUACUCAGGAACUUUCCUUGCGUGGCAUCGCUGGUUCACAUAUACUUACGAACAAGCCCUGAGGAACGAAUGUGGUUACACAGGCUACCAGCCAUAUUGGAACUGGGGAAUAUACGCCGAAGAUCCAGCAUCUUCACCAAUUUUUGAUGGCUCACCAUAUAGUAUGUCCGGCGACGGUGCACCAAUCCCUAAUAAAGGUCCUUUGGUCUUGACACUCGGGGAUUUACCUCCGGUCUAUCUGAAACCUGGAAACGGGGGUGGCUGCGUGACAUCCGGUCCAUUUAAGGACAUGAUAGUGAACCUGGGGCCCGUGAGCCUUCCAAUCAAUAAUGGAUCUUCUAUUACCGGAAGUGGACUUAAGUAUAACCCUCGAUGCUUAAAGAGGGAUAUAUCUGCUGGUGUCAACUCUGCUUACGCAAAUGCAACCUCCAUCGUCAAUCUUAUCCAGAAAAACAGCAAUAUCGCUGACUUCCAGUUAGUCAUGCAAGGUGUUCCUGGCUCGGGAUCUAUUGGCGUCCACGGUGGUGGUCACUAUACCAUCGGUGGCGACCCAGGCGCAGAUGUCUUCGUUUCGCCUGGAGAUCCAGCUUUUUUCCUUCACCACGGCAUGAUUGAUUUAGUUUGGUGGACGUGGCAAAGUCUUGAUUACGAGAAUCGUCGUGAUGCCAUCUCAGGCACGGGAACUUUCUUGAAUAACCCUCCGUCACCUAAUACGAUCUUGGAUGACAUCGUAGAUCUCUCAUACGCCGGUGGCUAUCCAAUCACAAUGAGGGAGCUCAUGAGUAUCAACGACGGUCCGUUCUGCUACACGUACAUAUAG